Molecule: messenger RNA, 4753 nt
Organism: Mycena citricolor
Lineage: Eukaryota; Fungi; Basidiomycota; Agaricomycetes; Agaricales; Mycenaceae
Source: the annotation of a GenBank genome assembly
GGGGGUGGCAGUGCUUUUUGAUAUAAAACCAGCGGUCGCCUGACAUUUGUUUCUUACCACCCGUCUCCGUUUCUCCUUCCCCCCGCAGCACCUACCCACCGAUUAAACGAAGAUGAGCAACGAGGAGCAUCACCCCGAGGAGACUGCACCGACAUACCCCGUUGCGACACGUAUGAGGCCCGAUUCAGGUCGGCAUACCGCGCACGUCGGGCCUGAUUUGGAGGCGUACAAAGCGGCCCACGCGCUCACCGUUGGCGAAGUAUCGGACGAGUGGUGGGCAGACCAAGCGCGCAAGACUUUGCACUGGGACCGCCCUUUCCAAACUGUGCGCGCAGGAGGAUUCGAAACCGGCGAUAUCGCGUGGUUUCCGGAAGGAGGACUGAACGCCGCGUACAACUGUGUUGAUCGCUGGGCUUUCAAGGACCCGAACAGGGUUGCGAUCAUCUAUGAAGCUGACGAGCCCAAUACUGGUGCAUCCAUCACGUACGGGCAGCUUCUGCGCGAAGUCUGUUCGCUCGCCAAUGUGCUCUCGAGCACCUUCGGCGUGAAGAAGGGAGAUACAGUCAGCAUCUACCUCCCGAUGACAUAUCACGCUGCAGUGGCCUUCCUGGCCUGCGCAAGGAUCGGUAUGCCUUGAAUAUUUCUCCCUUGUCCUAUCAUUAUCUUUCCGUUCUACCACCGGGCCGCUCGAUCCGUAUCUCACCCACGAUCAUUACGCGUUCCUUGUCGGGCAGACCACUGAUUUGCAUUUUCGCAGGUGCCAUCCACUCGGUUGUAUUUGCCGGCUUCUCAGCUGAAUCAUUGCGCGACCGCAUCCGCGACUGUGGCUCUCGUGUGCUGAUCACGUCGGACGAAGGAAAGCGCGGCGGCAAGACGAUCGCCACGAAAGCCAUCGCGGACGCUGCGUUACAAUCUCUUGCCGACGAGGGUGAUAAGAUUGUUGAGCAUGUCUUGGUCAUGAAGCGGACGGGAGGCAAGGUCGCUUGGACGGAAGGCCGCGACAGCUGGUGGCACGAAGAGAUGGACAAGGUCCCCAGCUACUGUCCGCCGGUGGUCAUGGCCGCGGAGGAUCCGUUGUUCAUUCUCUACACUUCUGGAUCAACCGGAAAGCCAAAGGGCGUUGUCCAUACUACCGCUGGCUAUCUUCUUGGCGCUGCAUUGACCGUCAAAUACGUCUUCGAUGUACACGAAACAGAUGUCUUCGCGUGCAUGGCUGAUGUUGGUUGGAUUACUGGCCACACAUACAUUGUCUACGGUCCUCUUCUGAAUGGCGUCACCACGCUCAUGUUCGAGAGCACGCCUGUUUACCCAACCCCGGCCCGAUACUGGGAAGUGGUGGCCAAGCACAAAGUGACCCAGUUCUACAGUGCGCCAACGGCUAUCCGUCUGCUUAGGCGGCUUGGCUCCCACCAUGUCGACGGGCACGAUCUUUCCACUUUGCGAGUCCUCGGGAGUGUCGGCGAGCCGAUUAAUCCGGAGGCCUGGGACUGGUAUAACGAAAACGUCGGGAAGGGCGAAUGUGCUGUCGUGGAUACUUUCUGGCAAACCGAGACCGGUUCGAUCGUCAUCACGCCAUUCCCGGGUGCGGUCCCGACGAAGCCGGGCUCGGCAACCGUGCCGUUCUUCGGCCAAGUGGCGGUUAUCGUCGAUGCCGUGUCCGGCGAAGUCCUCGAAGGCAACAAUGUCUCCGGUGUGCUGACGCUUUCGGUUCCGUGGCCGUCUAUCGCACGAACUAUCUGGAAGGAUCACGCCCGGUACUUGGAUACCUACAUGAAGCCGUACCCGGGUCUCUUCUACACGGGAGACGGCGCCGCCCGGGACAAGGAUGGAUACAUCUGGAUCAAAGGACGUGUCGAUGAUGUCAUCAAUGUCUCUGGUCACCGACUCUCCACCGCGGAGAUUGAGAGCGCGCUGAUAAUGCACAAGGGCGUCGCUGAAACUGCCGGUUAGCCUGUGUUACGUCAUAUCGCUCUGACUACUCUGAUGCGUUGCCCAGUGAUCGGUACCGCUGACGAACUAACCGGUCAAGCGGUGUACGCUUUCGUCACAUUCAAACCGUGAGCUCAUGAUUCCUGUGGAGCUACUGCGGUCUGAUGGUUCUGUAGCGAGUUUACUUACGACUCCGCCGACGAGGCCAGCCUCAUCAAGGAGCUUGUUCUGCAAGUUCGCAAAGUGAUUGGCCCUUUCGCAGCGCCCAAGAAGAUAUACAUCGUGCCAGACCUGCCCAAGACCCGCUCAGGCAAGAUCAUGCGCCGAAUUAUGCGUAAGAUCGUUGCUGGGGAGGGGGAUCAAUUAGGUGACUUGUCCACCGUUGCCGAACCAGGAGUCGUCGAUGUCAUCAAGGCUAAGGUGGCGGAAAGUGCUUGAGGUUUGAGUCGGAGGAUGUUUCUCUUUGGGGUCGCGAACGUUAAAUAACACAAUGUGUAUGUAAAUUAUGUCUUGUUACUUACUUAUCUGGAGCUGUUUUAAACAGUUCCUGUUACCUUCUUGGCGUCGGGAUUCACUAUGCAAGUCCUGUCGAAGUGUUCAUUUGGAUUGGGCCAAGGAUGGACGGAUAUCCGGCUAUCACUGUCAGCUGUGGGUGGUAUAUCUGGACCAGAGUGCUCACGCUCUCCAUCGUCUCUUCCCAGACAGCAGUCAGCGAUGCCAUCCAUCCCACCGGGUAUCCGAUACAUAUCCAAACACCUCCCCAGACUGCUCUCCCCGGCAUUGCUCACAUAUGCGUCGAUCCAUGUCCUGCAGGCUUUCGACAUCCAACUGCCGUUUCCGAGCUGGAUUGCGUGCCUCUUGAGCGGCCCUCUUGUCCUUACGCUCAUCGUCCAGCGGCGGGACUGGUUGGACGCACGGGCGGCGGCGAAGAAUGGCGCCACCAUGGGUCCUGUGCUUCCCGGUUGGAUUGGCGGCGUUCAGAUGUUUUUCGUCAAGAUGAUCGACAUGUAUCCGGCGGAGGGAAUGAGCAUCGUCCUUGCCAAGGACGCCUAUACUACGCGAGUGCGGUUGCUGUUCCAGAAUCGGACGAUCACAGCGGACCCUCACAACAUAAAGACAGUGCUUGCCACAGAUUUCAAUAGCUUCGAGAAAGGUUCGGAGUUCCAAGAGGUAUUGGGGCCCUUGCUUGGCACAGGAGUCUUCGCGGCGGACGGCGACAUGUGGAAAUUCCAUCGGGCCAUGACCCGUCCUUUCUUCCAUCGCGAACGGAUCAGCGAUUUCGAGCUAUUUGACCAUCACGCAGAAAACGCGAUUGGACAAUUCAAAGCAAGACUCAGAGAAGGUCAUCCUGCAGAUUUUCAGGAUAUGGUCUCUCGUUUCACCAUGGAUGCCGCGACUACGUUCCUGUUCGGCACCAACGUGAACACUCUCGAGGCCGGGCUUCCCUACCCCUUCUAUGCCCCAGCAGCGGAACCUGCUGCAGCCGGAAAAUCUCAUCCGUCCAGCGCAUUCGCGGCUGCCUUUCAGCAGGCUCAGAUCAUUGCUUCCGCUCGGAACAGACUCGGCGAGCAUUGGCCGCUACAGGAAUUCUGGGUGGACACUAUGGAGGAGCCGAUGAGUGUUGUUCGCGCUUAUCUGGAUCCCAUACUCCGAGAAGCGAUCGAGAAAAAGAGACGCUCUGGUUCAUUCGAGAAGGCAGACGUGAAUGGGGAUCGAGAGGUACAAGAGGGAGAGACGUUGUUGGAGCAUCUGGUUAACUAUACUGAGGAUCAUACCAUCCUCCGUGACGAAAUCCUGAACAUCACCACCGCUGGACGCGAUACCACCGCGUGCCUUCUGACAUUCACGGUGUAUAUGCUUGCAGAGCAUCCCGAGGUGCUUUCCAAGUUGCGCCAGGAGAUUAUGGACAGCGUAGGCCCGACCCGAGCCCCGACCUUCGACGACUUCCGCAACAUGAAAUACCUCCGCGCGGUUCUGAACGAGACUUUGCGACUAUAUCCACCGGUUCCUUUCAACGUCCGAACUGCCCGCAGACCUGCCCUGUUCAGAUCGAGUCCAGAUGGCCCCCCGAUUCACGUGCCAACUGGAACGAGGGUUGUUUUCACCCCUAUCGUGAUGCACCGCCGAAAGGAUCUCUGGGGUCCAGAUGCCUUGAAAUUCGAUCCAGCCCGGUUCUUGGAUGAACGUGUUCACAAAUACCUGACUCCGAAUCCAUUCAUCUUCCUCCCGUUCAACGCUGGUCCUAGAAUCUGCCUCGGCCAACAGUUUGCCUACCACGAAGCCUCGUUUUUCCUCGUGCGGCUCCUCCAGUCGUUCUCCGAGAUAUCCCUCGCUCCUGCAGCCCAACCUCCCGCCACCCGUCCCCCCGCCUCGUGGAAGACUGACGAUGAAAGCGGCUGGAAGAAGGAAGAGAAGAUUUGGCCGAGGUCGCACUUGACGCUUUACGUCAAUGGCGGAUUGUGGGUUACCAUGCGCGAGGCGGAGGCAGAUAAAGCAGCAGCUGAGACUUCAGGAAGCUCUUGAAUAUUUUUUCACGGAAAACACGUACCCCCCACUCUCUUUUAACUCGAGCAAAAUUCUUGUCACAAGCUCCAAUCGAACAAGCACAUGUCCAACAUUUGUCACGUGACAUCACGUGCAACAGCUCAGAUCUUCUGCUGACCAAGCAUGCCUACCCCGGCUGAACGGUUCGAAUACAGUGUUGUAGAUAAGGGUGUUAUUAAGGGUGUCUGCUGAAAUUAAGGUCUUAGGACAAGGUAAGAGUUAUUAAGGGUGCCUAUUUUAAGGGUCUUUUAUAAGGCUUAUUACCCGAUUUGUAUUCAAG